AUGAAGUGGGAGUUUGCUCUUCUUCUAAAUCUUGCUUUCGUCUCCGCCACCCACCAUGGUUCUGGACGUGGUCACCGCAAGGGCUGUCUCGACAGCGCUGUAUCCUCCAAAGGAAUGAAGAUCGUUGACGGGGUGAACACGACCGCCUCCCGCACCAGCACCGAGGGUUACAAUUUCCUGACGAACCAGACGGAGCAGUACCUCGUCACAUCCCUUCCUGAGGUUUCAUUCGAGUUUGGAGAGCUCUACUCUGGCAGUAUCUCUAUGGACGCCGACAACAGCACCAACAACUCAAGCCUCUUCUUCAUGUUCAAGCCCGCUAGCACUGCGGUCGAUGAGGUUGUAGUGUACCUCAAUGGCGGUCCCGGGUGCUCCAGCCUUACCGCCUUCAUGCAAGAGAACGGACCCAUCUCGUGGCAGCCUGGCACCUUCGCUCCCGUACAGAACCCCUAUGGCUGGUCCAACUUGACCAACAUGUUGUGGGUUGACCAACCGGUCGGCACAGGCUUCUCGCAAGGUCCCAUCACAGCCACCUCCCAGGAGGAGAUUGCGGCCGACUUUGUGCGGUGGUUCAAGAACUGGCAACGCGCCUUUGGCAUCUCAAACUACAAGAUUUACCUCGCGGGCGAGUCGUAUGCCGGACGCUAUGUUCCGUACAUUGGUUCGGCCAUGUUGGAUGCCAAUGAUGCGGCGUAUUUCGACUUGAAGGGCUCUCUCCUCUACUCGCCCACCAUCGGAUCCUUCAUGUACGCCCAAGAGCAGAUCGUGGCGUAUCCAUUCAUUGCGUCCCACAACAACCUCUUCAACUUCAACCAGACGCAGAUGGCCACCAUGGAAAGCAUGCAUUUGGGGUGUGGAUACCAGAACUUCACAGACACGUAUCUCACUUUCCCGCCUCCAGGGUACCAGCUUGAACUGGUAUGGAAUUCUACGGCCAUGCAGAGCUGUGCGCCAUGGAAUUACGCAUCUGCCAACGUCUUCAACAUCAACCCGUGCUUCAACCCGUACGCAAUCAACCUCAUGUGUCCACUCCUCUACAACCCCACCGGCACGGCACACUCGACUGGACAGACUACGGCAGGUCAAACCCCAUACUUUGACCGCAGUGAUGUCAAAGCCGCUAUCCACGCUCCCAACAUCACCUGGGAGGCAUGUGCUCCUCGCUCCGUGUUUGUGGGAUCUGGUGGUCCCGAGAACAAGGGUGACACCAGCGCCGACCCGAUUCAGAGCGUGCUACCGCGUGUGAUUGAGGCAACGAACCGUGUCCUUGUCGGCACCGGCACCUUUGGUAAGCUGAACUUAGUGGAGUCGGGACUGACCACCCCCAACUCAGACUUUGUGGUCAUCAGCAACGGCACGCUCCUUGCCAUCCAGAACAUGACAUGGGGCGGCGAGCUUGGGUUUCAAACAGCGCCGAACGCCACUUUUACGGUUGAAAUGGAGGACCUCAUGUAUGUCGACAACUUUGCCGCUGCGGGGCUCGUUGGGUGGGACGGUGCGCAGGGACGCAUGGGCACGUACCACUACGAACGUGGCCUCAUGUUUGUCGAGACCAUGCAGGCUGGCCACAUGGUUGCCCAGUUCCAGCCUCGUGCUGCGUUCAAACACCUCCAGUGGGUUCUUGGCAGAAUUGACACUUUCUGA
Molecule: messenger RNA, 1644 nt
Organism: Apiotrichum porosum
Lineage: Eukaryota; Fungi; Basidiomycota; Tremellomycetes; Trichosporonales; Trichosporonaceae
Exons: 4
Coding region: 1-1644 (547 amino acids)
Biological process (GO): proteolysis
Molecular function (GO): serine-type carboxypeptidase activity
Source: RefSeq, a predicted model, not a curated record